Messenger RNA from Chanos chanos (milkfish), 2079 nucleotides. It is a transcript of the gene rnpc3, whose product is annotated as RNA-binding region (RNP1, RRM) containing 3. Bases 1 to 1533 code for a protein of 510 amino acids. The record is from RefSeq and is a predicted model, not a curated record. Gene Ontology annotation, molecular function: protein binding; U12 snRNA binding; pre-mRNA intronic binding. The transcript has 15 exons. Gene Ontology annotation, cellular component: U12-type spliceosomal complex. NCBI's taxonomy places the organism in Eukaryota, Metazoa, Chordata, Actinopteri, Gonorynchiformes, Chanidae. Gene Ontology annotation, biological process: mRNA splicing, via spliceosome.
AUGGCAGAAACAGAGGAGGAUCCGGUGCAGACAAAAAGAACCAAGACGUUAAUUGUCCGACAUCUGCCUGCUGAACUGACUAGGGAAGAAAAGGAAGACCUCCUUAAAUAUUUUGGGGCAGCUUCUGUCAGAGUUCUGUCAGACAAAGGACCUCUGAAACAUACAGCAUUUGCGUCUUUCAGCAGUGAGAACUCGGCGUCAAAGGCUCUGACCAGACUGCAUCAGCUGAAGAUUCUGGGCCAUACGCUCGUGGUUGAGUUUGCCAAAGAUCAAGAUAAUGCCACGGUUUUAAAACCUCCUCCAGUCUCUGACAGAGCUGACAGCCGAGAUGUGAAAGAGAAAAAGGACAAACCGCAGCCAAACAUUCCUCUAAUAGAUACCAGCGUCGCUCCAAAUCUGGGGUUGAAGUUUCAAACAAAUCCGGGCCUAAAAUAUUUAUAUCCCCCUCCUUCGAGUGGAAUAGUGACAAACAUUACACAUACACUUUUGAGUGUACCCAGGUUUUAUGUUCAAGUCCUGCACUUGAUGAACAAAAUGAACCUGCCUUGUCCGUUUGGUCCCAUCACUGCCAGGCCACCUGUGUUUGAUCUGGUUCAUGCUACAGCUCCACCAAUGGAGCCCAUGCCACCUCCGUUCCCUCCAGAGAAUCCCCCUUUACCUGAGGAGGAGAUGGACAGAUCCAGCGAGGAGUCAGAGUAUGAGAGCGGGGAUGACGAGGAGAAGGAGAGGAUGAUUAGACUGAUGGGACUUGUUAACCAGCCUUGCAAAAGACCCCUGAGAGUGAAGGCAUCAUCUAAACGCAAGAAGCCCAAAGUGAAGGAUCUCCUGUUUGUUCGGAAAGCAGAGUCUCACAGUGCUCCGGUUCCGGCCCUGCAGCCGUCGGACGUGUUCGAGCAGCCCCAGGCUGUCGGACCCAAAAAAAUUGAGUUCCAUAUUUCAACAGAAGCGUCUGCCAUCCAGGAGGGGACCAUGCAGGCCCAAGAGAGAGAGCACGUGGAUGACAGCACAGCCGUAGCAGAGCUGGAUGCCGGAGCCAAUGAGAUGGAGAACGGCUUUGGGAAGAUCUUCCCCAGCGUUCCGGUCUCCAAGGAGGAAGAGGACGGCAAAGAGGACGAAGAUAUUCCUUCCGAGUUUAUCUCCAGGAAAGAGCUGGAGAAAGGCAGGCUCUCUAGAGACGAAAUAAAGAGGAUGUCAGUUUUUAAAAAUUAUGAGCCUGGAGAACCAACCUGCAGGCUUUACGUGAAGAACAUUGGAAAGCAAGUUCAAGAAAAAGACCUGAAGUACAUAUAUGGGAGGUACAUUGACGUUUCAUCCGAGGAAGAGAGAAACAUGUUUGAUAUUGUUUUAAUGAAAGAGGGGAGAAUGAAAGGUCAAGCCUUCAUCGGGCUGCCAAAUGAGAAAAGUGCAGAGCGGGCCUUGAGGGACACCAACGGAUACGUACUGCACGACAAACCUCUAGUAGUGCAAUUUGCCCGGUCAGCAAGACCUAAACAGGAUGCCGGUGACGCAAAGAGAGGAGCAAAGAGGAGCUGAACGGAUCUUGAUGUCAUGUUGCAAGCGUCAGUUGUGACCGGCAGGAUCAUGUGUAUCCUUACUCAUGCAUAUCCUUUCAGGAGGCACUAAUGUCAUCUCAUUCAUACUGUAUUACAACAUCUUAAACAUUCUUGCAAAUGUGUCUACAAAACAUUGAGUUAAGAUUUCAAAAAUGCUAUGACAAUAUGAUUUUGGCAUGCAGGUAUUUUAUUAGGAAUGUAAUUAAUCUGAAACUAUUUGAUCGAAUCGUUUUUGGAGAUUCUCUGCUUCCCACAGCAAAACCUGUGAGAUUAAACCCGUUCACAAACUGAAGUUUUGUGCUUCGUUAACAAUGAAGUAAUUCUGAAAUUGGCCUUCAUUUCUAUCAAGAAUAUUUUGCUACAUGUAUUUACAUUUACAUUUACCAAUAUAGUUUGUUGAGUUUGUGACCUUAUCAUCUUGUACUGUUCAUGGAAGUGAUCUUUUCCACAUCUCGUUUCAGACAAUGGAUAAAGAUGCCCCUGACUGAAGAAAUCAACAUUUCAAAUGACUGUUUGAUUUCUAUUU